UAAAAGGCUCGGAUGACACAGAUGAGCAUCAGUUGAGUUUGUCCCUCCACCAUGAAUACAUUUACAAUUUGCCUAGUCUUCGGAUUAGUCGUUGGUGUGUUUGGAGGUGAUAUCAAGAAACACGAAAAGCGAGGAGUCUACGGCGAAGGACUUUAUGGAGGAGGUCUGGGAGGAUUCGGCUCAGGAUUGUAUGGAUCUAGUGUGGGCACUGGUGUCUCCUACGGUUCAGGCUUUGGUUACGGAUCUGGGCUCGGAGUCGGUUCUGUAGCUGGCGUUGGAUCUGGACUCGGUCUCGGAUAUGGAGUUGGAAGCGGACUCGGAUAUGGUUCUGUAGCUGGCGUUGGAUCUGGACUCGGUCUCGGAUAUGGAGUUGGAAGCGGACUCGGAUAUGGUUCUGGAGUCGGUCUUGGAUCCGGAGUUGGACUCGGAUAUGGAGUUGGUUCUGGAGUCGGUCUCGCCACUGGAGUUGUCGGAGGAAACCAACUCGUUUCAAGACACGUCACUGUCACUCACCGUGUUGCUGUUCCUGUCCCACAGCCUGUUCCAGUCCCUGUUGAAAGGACCGUCCCUGUACCAGUACCGCAUCCCGUCAGUGUUCCAGUCGACAGGCCCUACCCGGUACAAGUGCCACAACCCGUCCCAGUUCCCGUAGAGAGGCCUUACCCUGUCCCAGUUGAACGCCGUGUCCCUGUACCUGUUCACCACACUGUAAAUGUACCUGUACCACACCCAGUCGCUGUUCCUGUACCAAGGCCAGUUGCUGUUCCUGUUGUUAGGAACGUACCUGUUCCGGUUCCCCAUCCAGUAGCUGUCCCACAACCCGUACCUGUCCACGUCUCUGUUCCGGUCCACACUGGAGUUGUUGCUGCUGCCCCAGCAGUCGGCGUAUCUUCUGGACUCGGUUUCGGUUCUGGCUAUUCUGGACUCGGAUACGCUUCAGGAGUUUCUGGUCUUGGCUACACUUCUGGAGUUUCUGGCCUCGGAUACGCUUCUGGAGUUUCUGGCCUCGGAUACGCUUCUGGAGUUUCUGGGCUGGGAUUCGGCUCUGGAGUUUCUGGCUUAGGCUACGCUUCAGGAGCUUCUGGACUUGGAUACGGUUCCGGUGUUACGGGAGUUUAUGGACACGGAUUCGGUUCUGGAGUUUCUGGUCUCGGUUACGGUUCUGCCUUUUCAUCUGGUCAUGGUUUUGGCUCAACCGUAGCAGUUGGAAAACAUCACAAAGUAUUUUAUCCAGAAACUCCUGAAGCGUAUCCUAAACCAGAAACUCCAGAGCCGAAUCCCAGCCCAGAAACUCCAGUAACUCCAGAAGUGUAUCCGAGCCCAGAAACUCCAGAAGCGUAUCCGAGGCCAGAAACUCCAGAAGCGUAUCCGAGGCCAGAAACUCCAGAAGUAAUAGCCAGAACCGAAACCGAGACCAGAAGAGACACCGACUGCUGGGGCAGCAGCAACAACUCCAGUGUGGACCGGAACAGAGACGUGGACAGGUACGGGUUGUGGGACAGCUACUGGAUGGGGAACCGGAACAGGUACGUUCCUAACAACAGGAACAGCGACAGGCCUUGGUACAGGAACAGCGACUGGGUGUGGUACAGGUACAUUUACAGUGUGGUGAACAGGUACAGGGACACGGCGUUCAACUGGGACAGGACUAUUUGCCUUGUCUUCGGACUGGCCGUUGGAGUGUUGGGAGGUGAUAUCAAAAAGCACGAGAAGCGAGGCGUCUACGGCGAAGGACUUUAUGGUGGAAGUUUAGGAGGAUUCGGCUCAGGAUUGUAUGGAUCUAGUGUGGGCACUGGUGUUUCCUACGGUUCAGGCUUCGGCUACGGAUCUGGUCUCGGAGUCGCUUCUGGAGUCGGUUCUGUAGUUGGCGUUGGAGCUGGAACCGGACUCGGUUACGGAGUCGGUUCUGGAGUCGGUCUUGGAUCUGGUGUCGGACUCGGAUAUGGAGUCGGAUCUGGAGUUGGUCUUGGAUCCGGAGUUGGUCUCGGAUAUGGAGUUGGUUCAGGUGUCGGACUCGGAUAUGGAGUCGGUUCUGGGGUCGGUUAUGGAUCCGGACUCGGAUAUGGAGUUGGUUCAGGAGUUGGUCUUGCGUCCGGAGUUGCACUCGGAUCUGGAGUCGGUCUCGCCUCUGGAGUUGUCGGAGGAAACCAACUCGUUUCAAGACACGUCACUGUCACUCACCGUGUUGCUGUUCCAGUACCUCAGCCUGUACCAGUCCCUGUUGAAAGGACAGUCCCUGUACCAGUACCGCAUCCCGUCAGUGUUCCAGUCGACAGGCCCUACCCGGUACAAGUGCCACAACCCGUCCCAGUUCCCGUAGAGAGGCCUUACCCUGUCCCAGUUGAACGCCGUGUCCCUGUACCUGUUCACCACACUGUAAAUGUACCUGUACCACACCCAGUCGCUGUUCCUGUACCAAGGCCAGUUGCUGUUCCUGUUGUUAGGAACGUACCAGUUCCGGUUCCCCAUCCAGUAGCUGUCCCACAACCCGUACCCGUCCACGUCUCUGUUCCAGUCCCAACUGGAGUCGUUGCUGCUGCCCCAGCAGUUGGUGUCUCUACUGCACUUGGUUUCGGUUCUGGCUUCUCUGGACUCGGAUACGCUUCUGGAGUUUCUGGACUCGGAUACGCUUCUGGAGUUUCUGGACUCGGAUAUGGUUCUGGCCUUACUGGAGUUUCUGGACUCGGAUUCGCUUCUGGCGCUACUGGAGUUUCAGGUUUGAGUUACGGUUCUGGGGUUUCUGGACUCGGAUUCGGUUCUGGAGUUUCUGGACUUGGAUACGCUCCUGGACAUGGAUAUGGAUCUGGCUUUUCAUCUGGCCUUGGUCUUGGCUCGGCUGUAGCAGUUGGUGGACACCACAAAGUAUGGUAAUUAAACUUCGGAAAACAAUCAGUCUCCAUUACGUUCAUGUUAUCAUUUUCUCAUUGUAAAUAACACAUUUUUUAUACUCCUAAAAAUUAUUUUUGUAAAGUAAUGUUAUUAUUUUUGUUAUUCGUUCCAUUAUUGGACAUAUAUUGUAAUAUCGAUCAUUAUAUCAUCUUAUAAUACUCAAGUUCCAUAAACUUGAGUUUAUUUUUUAUAUUUUUUUAUUAAUGAAAAGUAUACGUCGGAACUGUGCGGAACGGGAUGGUGUUUUUAUUUGUCAUUUGUUCUUAAAAUUUUUAUAAUUGGUGUUCAUUCUUUCCGCUGUUCCUCUUUAGAAAGAAUUCAUAUGUUGUAUUCUAUUAUGGCUGUUCAAUAAUAUGAACCGCAAUGUUUCUUAAAACGAGUUUAUAGUUCUAGUCUUAAAUUUUUAUAUUUGAAUAAUGAAGGUCUGUUGUAAAAUUGUAAUAAACUGUUUAAUGUUUAUUCAUACCUACAUAAUAAACUGUUCAAUAUGUUUGUAAAUCCCACAAAUUAUUUUUAUUAAAAUGUUGUCCUUGAAA
This is a messenger RNA of Cimex lectularius (bed bug), 3425 nucleotides long. RefSeq lists its product as uncharacterized. Bases 52 to 2871 code for a protein of 939 amino acids. Lineage: Eukaryota; Metazoa; Arthropoda; Insecta; Hemiptera; Cimicidae. The record is from RefSeq and is a predicted model, not a curated record. The transcript has 5 exons.